[Torrubiella] hemipterigena is the source of this 2445-nucleotide messenger RNA. The record is from the annotation of a GenBank genome assembly. Lineage: Eukaryota; Fungi; Ascomycota; Sordariomycetes; Hypocreales; Clavicipitaceae.
CCAUGAAUGAGGCCCCGGCCACAUACCGAAGCGGAGUCUUGUCCGGCCUCCAAAAAAACGGCAGUUUCCUGUGACAGCAACUCCCUAGUGGAUGUUGGGCAGAGCCAGUGUGGCAUGCAUGCUGCAGGUCGUAUACUGGGUGGGCGGUGCUAACGCAUUUCCAAAGUUUUGGAGUUUUCAAAAGUCACUUGGUCAGAGAGUAAACCCUCAGCUUGGCAACCGCGUUUGUCCCCGGAUUGUCAGUAUUACCCCGGAUCCCACAAUUCUUACUUGCUCGCCUGGACAAAGAACGGCUCAUCUCGUCUCUGCAAUGUAAUGCAACGCUGGGCGGCGGGCGCGGGGCAACAAGGAACAGUCUUGUAACGAAUAAUGUGAGCGGAUGGAAGGGGAUAUGGCCGCGGGCCUAGACUUGCCAAGCAAACUAGUCCUCCACAUCCCACUCACACAUCCACACGCCUGUCUCCAACACCGUCAGCACCGACAAAUUCGGCCCUGUUUUCGUCCCUGGCGAAUCAACUUGCGCAGCUUUAUCUUUCCCCCGCGAUGGGCCCAAUAGUGGAAAGCCCAUUUCGUUUCCCCCUCAUUUUCUUCCCCAUUUCCCCAGAGCCCAAAGACAUUGACACAAUGCGGGGAACUGCUGGUCACGAUGGAUAUAAGAAACAGCCCUGCUCCACUUACACAACCCUUCUCACAACUUUGGUCUGUGUAACAGUGACAUUGUCUGCUCUUCCUCAUAUUAAUAAGGGCAACUACCUUCUUCCGUUUUUCACUUCUCCAAACCUGUUCAUUUUUCCCAAUCUUUCCCCCCUCCCCAUAGUUCACAAUGACAGACCAGGCCGUUCGCACGGUCCCCAAUGAGCCCGCCGACCCAUUGGCCAAGGGCAUCAUUGCGACCGCUAAGCAGUCUUUCAGAGAUCUCUUCAUCUGGAAGCAGCGUGUCGUCGUCUCCAACGAAUAUGGAGAAACAAGAUGUGAAUGGCAGCAGCCAGAUCGCUUCCAGAACCCUUUCAGUCUCAUGGCUCAGCUGUCGGCUAAGGACUGGCUCUUCUUCGUUGUCGGCUGGCUCGCCUGGACGGCCGAUGCCUUUGAUUUCCAUGCCCUCUCUAUCCAGACUGUCAAGCUGGCCGACUACUACGGUCGCUCCAAGUCUGACAUCACCACCGCCAUCACCCUCACACUCCUCCUUCGCUCUGUUGGCGCCGCUAUCUUCGGUUUGGCUGGCGACAAAUGGGGCCGCAAAUGGCCCAUGGUUGCCAACAUGAUCAUCCUGGGUCUUCUUCAGAUUGCCACUAUUUACAGCCACACAUUCUCCCAAUUCCUUGCCGUCAGAAGUCUAUUUGGUCUCUUCAUGGGUGGUGUGUACGGCAACGCCAUUGCCAUGGCCUUGGAACAGUGCCCUGCCAAUGCUCGUGGUCUCAUGUCUGGUAUCUUGCAGCAAGGCUAUUCCAUGGGAUAUGUUCUCGCCGCAUGUGCCAACCUUGGCGUUGGUGGUUCAACCGACAGCUGGAAGACUGUUUUCUGGAUUGGAGCUGGAUUCUCCAUUGGCGUCGGUCUUGUUCGCAUUGCCUUUCCCGAGUCGAAGCAGUUCAUCGAGGCCAAGAAGAACGGAAAGAAGCAGUCAUCCCCUGGUGCCUUCUGGCGCGAGACAAGAACGAUGCUCAAGUCUGAGUGGAAGAUGUGUGUUUACUGCGUCUUACUCAUGACUUGGUUCAACUUUUACUCGCACACCUCGCAAGACUCAUACACAACCUUUAUGCUAAAGCAGAAGGGGCUCAAGAAUGACGCCGCCUCGCGCGCUUCCAUCAUGAUGAAGGUCGGAGCCGUUGUUGGCGGCACUAUCAUUGGAUAUGCCAGUCAGUUCAUCGGACGUCGCCGCACCAUUCUCUUUGCCUCAUUCAUGUCUGCUCUCAUGAUUCCCGCAUGGAUUCUCCCUGAAGGCGAACAAUCCCUCAGCGCUUCUGGAUUUUUCAUGCAAUUUUUUGUGCAAGGAGCUUGGGGUGUUAUUCCAGUACACCUUAACGAGCUAGCGCCUCCUGCUUUCCGAUCAUCAUUCCCUGGUAUCACUUAUCAACUUGGUAACAUGAUUUCGUCGCCCUCAGCCCAGAUUGUCAACAUCAUUUCUGAGAAGAACUUUGUGCGAGCAUCAAGUGGUAAGCUUGCGGAGGCAUAUGGCCCAGUUAUGGGUAUUGCAACCGCAAUCAUUGCCAUGGGUAUCUUUGUUACCACUAUGAUUGGUCCCGAGCGACGUGGCCGUAGCUUCGACACUGUGGUCGCUGGUAUGGAGAGUGACACUUCUCUGGAGAAGGUUGUUUCAUACGAUGAAGAAAAGGGCAAUGUCGAAGUUGAGGAGAAGAAGCAGUAAGGCAGUUCAAAAUUUAUGUACGGUUCAUAGCAGUAUGUAAGCCAGAAGAAGGCCAUGAUGAUCACGUCUGAUUUUCGUUUCAC